Messenger RNA from Andrographis paniculata, 2896 nucleotides. RefSeq names its product probable receptor-like protein kinase At5g61350. NCBI's taxonomy places the organism in Eukaryota, Viridiplantae, Streptophyta, Magnoliopsida, Lamiales, Acanthaceae. Gene Ontology annotation, molecular function: ATP binding; transmembrane receptor protein tyrosine kinase activity. Gene Ontology annotation, biological process: protein autophosphorylation. Bases 81 to 2681 code for a protein of 866 amino acids. The record is from RefSeq and is a predicted model, not a curated record. The transcript has a single exon. Gene Ontology annotation, cellular component: plasmodesma; plasma membrane.
UACAAAGCAUCGUCUUAAUUCUUUAUGUCCUAGCAACGACUUCUGUCUCUGUUUCUCCCUUUCUCCGUACAUCCUCGGCCAUGGCACGAGCCUCGGCUCAUACCGUCGUGGUUGUCGUCGCCGUUGUUUAUCUUAUUUUUCCGUCGAUUCAUUUUUCCGAGGCCGCAGCGUCUUCUUCGUUUUCUCCUGCGGAUAACUAUUUGAUCAAUUGUGGUUCGUCCGAUGGUGUCGUGCUCGACGACGGCAGGUCGUUUAAGUCCGAUCCGCAAUCCGCUUCUUACUUGUCGACUGACGAAGAUAUCCUUACGUCGGUGGAUUCGCUUCCGAAGAGCGUCUCGUCGGUGUUUCCGUCGUCGUCUUACCACGCGCUUUACUCGUCCGCGAGAAUUUUCGAGCACGAGUCAAUGUAUAGGUUUCUUGUGUUUAAGCCGGGGCGCCAUUGGCUCCGGCUUUAUUUUUAUCCGCUCGACCACCCUUCUUAUAAUUUGAGCUCGGCAACGUUCGCCGUCAGCACGGAUGAUACCGUUCUCUUACACGGUUUCUCAGCGAAAAGCGCGGCGACGACGGUGUUCAAAGAGUAUUUAAUCAAUGCGACUUCCGAUAAGCUCACCCUCAAGUUUUCGCCGAUGAAGAAAUCCGCGGCGUUCGUCAAUGCCAUCGAGCUCGUUUCCGCCCCCGAUGAAUUAAUCCCCGACUCGGCUUUGGCCGUUUCUCCUCUUGCCGACUUCCACGGCUUGGAUAAGUACGCUUUGGAAGUGUCGUAUCGGGUGAACGUCGGGGGGCCUAGCGUUAUGCCUAAAAACGAUAUGUUGUCGCGGACAUGGCUCGCCGAUGGCCCGUACAAUUCCUUCCCGGAGGGCGCGAAAAACGUGUCGAUCCCUACCGAUAUGAUACAAUAUCCGGCAGGCGGAGCGACGCCUUUGAUUGCGCCGUAUUGGGUGUACUCGACCGCCGAUCACAUGGCGGAUCCCGGCACGAGCGAUCCGAACUUCAACUUGACGUGGGUAAUGAGCGUUGACGCCGGGUUUUCGUACUUCGUCCGGCUACAUUUUUGCGAUAUUGUGAGCAAAGGAAUGAACGAGCUUUACUUCAAUGUGUACAUCAAUGGAAAUAUCGGCGUCUCCGCCCUCGACCUGUCGACCGUCACCUCCGGCCUCGCUAUCCCGUACUACAAAGAUUUCGUCGUGAACGCUACGACCAUUCGCAACGGAACGGUCACCGUUCAAGUCGGGCCGGCUUCGAACCUGCAGGGAAGCGCGCCGGACGCGAUACUAAAUGGUUUCGAAGUGAUCAAGAUAAGCAACUCGGCGGGGAGCUUGGACGGCUUGUUUUCGUCUGACGCCGCGAAUUCGACCCGUAUCUCCACCGUUAAAGUCGCCGCCGCCGUCGCACUGACAUUGGCGGCGACGGCAUUCGUCGUGGUCGUAAUAGGCCGGGUACGAUCGCGAAAUCGGAACAAAGGGUACGAGAAGCAGAAGACGUUUUCGUCGUGGCUGCUGCCGAUAAACUCGAGCCAUUGCAGCUUCCUAUCGAGCAAAACGAAAAGCACGACGUUCUCAAGCAUCGUCAACCCGUCGGGGCUCAACCUCGGCCGGUACUUCACGCUCGCCGAGCUCCGCGACGCCACAAAGAACUUCGACGAGAAAGCCGUCGUCGGUGUCGGAGGCUUCGGCAAAGUGUACCUCGGCGAGACACUCGACGGGACAAAGCUCGCCAUCAAACGAGGCAGCGCGACGUCGUCACAAGGGAUCAACGAAUUCCAAACCGAAAUCGAACUCCUGUCGAAGCUCCGCCACCGGCACCUCGUCUCCCUCAUCGGAUACUGCGACGAGCAAUCUGAAAUGAUCCUCGUCUACGAGUACAUGGCGUACGGCCCGCUCCGCGACCAUUUAUACCGAUCAUCGUCUUCGUCAGCACCAAAACCGCCGCCAUUGUCGUGGAAACAGAGGUUGGAGAUUUGCAUAGGGGCAGCGCGUGGGCUGCACUACCUCCACACCGGGACGACGCCGGGGGUGAUCCACCGCGACGUGAAGACGACGAACAUAUUACUCGACGAGAAUUUCGUGGCGAAAGUUUCGGACUUUGGGCUGUCGAAGUCGGGGCCAGCGACGAUGGACCAGACGCACGUGAGCACGGCGGUGAAGGGGAGUUUUGGGUAUUUGGACCCGGAGUACUUCCGGCGGCAGCAGCUGACGGAAAAGUCUGACGUGUACUCGUUCGGGGUGGUGCUGUUCGAGGUUCUGUGCGCGAGGGCGGCGCUGGACCCGGCGCUGCCGCGGGAGCAGGUGAACCUGGCGGAGUGGGCGAAGCAGAUGAAUGGGCGGGGGGCGAUCGGGGGGAUUGUGGAUCCGGCGAUUGCGGGGGGCGUGGCGGCGGAGUCGCUGGCGAAGUUUGUGGAGGCGGCGGAGAAGUGCCUGGCGGAGUGUGGGGUGGACAGGCCGUCCAUGGGAGAUGUGCUGUGGAACCUUGAGUAUGCUCUGCAGUUGCAGGAGGCGGGUGAGGGUGGGGAUGAGGGUUCGAAUUUGGAUCCGGGUCCGGGUCCGGGUCCGGGUUUGAAUCUGGAUUUGGGUUCGGGUUCGGGUUCGGGUUCGAGUGGUGAAGUGGGUCGGGGCGGGAUUAGUGAGGAUUCGGGGGUUGUGGCUUCGUCUCCGAUGUUUAUUGAAAAUGUUCGCGGAAGAUGAUGAUGAUGAUGAUGAUGAUCCAUUGAUCAAUGUUGUAAUAAGUUUGGGCCUUUUUUUCUUUUUUUUUUUAAUUUUUUUUUUUUGAUUGGAUACAUUUUCAGGGUUAGAUAUUAUGUUUUAUGUUUUGUCUUGUGAAACUAUUUUGAAUGUUUUCUUUAUUCAAAAUAGGAUAUUGUUUAGUGGCUUUUGGAUGUUGAAACAAUAAAUUAAAAUUA